UUCUAACCGCUAAACCCUCACGGUUCCCAACGCGGCGGGCGAGUCGAGACGUCUGCUCCAGGCGGGCGCGGGCGCGCACGUCGGGCGUCCGGCGCUGGCUCCACCCCCUGCCCUCGAGCACGCGCGCGCGGCUGCGGCGGCUGGGGCGGGGCGAGCCGAGGGGGCGGAGCCGCCGGCGCUGGGGCUAGAGGCAGUGGCAGCGGCAGAGGCAGCGGCUGAGGCUGGGGCGGCUGAGGUAGUGGCGGCGGCGGCGGCGGCGAGGGGCUCCUAGCCGGGGCGGCGGGGCCGGCCGAGGCCGCCGCAGCGCCGGGAGCCAGACGCCGGCAAGCCCGCGGGCGCAGGGGCGAGCUGAGACUGAAGUGUGUCAAGCUGGACAUGGAGAGCUCCAGGUGUGGCUAAAGGAAACACGUCAGCCCGGUGCAUCACACUUGCUAUUUUCCUGCUGCUUAGCAAUGCGCUCACUUUGCUUGCCCUGAAGGAGUUUUGCCUCAGGAUUUGAGCCAAAAUAAAAACUAAACAAACUUCAAGACAGAAGAGGUCUCCGCCAGUCAAGAAACCCUCAAAAGCCUUUUACCAUGGAUCUAGAAGAUGAAGAGAAUAUGAGUUCCAGCAGCAUUGACGUCAAAGAGAACCGUAAUCUGGACAACAUGCCCCCCAAGGACAGCGGCACGGGCACGCCGGGGCCUGGCGAGGGUACCCCGCUCUCCAACGGGGGUGGUGGUAGCACCAGCAGGAAGCGGCCCCUGGAGGAGGGCAGCAAUGGCCACUCCAAGUACCGCCUGAAGAAGCGAAGGAAAACACCAGGGCCCGUUCUGCCCAAGAACGCCCUGAUGCAGCUGAACGAGAUCAAACCCGGCUUGCAGUACACACUGCUGUCCCAGACGGGACCCGUGCAUGCGCCUCUGUUUGUCAUGUCUGUGGAGGUAAACGGGCAGGUCUUUGAGGGCUCUGGCCCUACAAAGAAAAAGGCGAAGCUCCAGGCUGCUGAGAAGGCCCUGCGGUCUUUUGUCCAGUUUCCCAACGCCUCGGAGGCCCACCUGGCCAUGGGCAGGACCCUCUCUGUGAACACGGACUUCACAUCUGACCAGGCCGACUUCCCCGACACACUCUUCAACGGCUUUGAGACUCCAGACAAGUCGGAGCCACCCUUCUACGUGGGCUCCAAUGGGGAUGACUCGUUCAGCUCAAGCGGAGACGUUAGCCUGUCAGCCUCCCCGGUGCCUGCCAGCCUUACCCAACCUCCUCUGCCCAUCCCACCACCAUUCCCACCCCCAAGUGGGAAGAAUCCCGUGAUGAUCUUGAAUGAGCUCCGCCCGGGGCUGAAGUAUGACUUCCUCUCUGAGAGUGGGGAGAGCCACGCCAAGAGCUUUGUCAUGUCCGUGGUGGUGGACGGCCAGUUCUUUGAGGGCUCAGGGAGAAACAAGAAGCUAGCCAAGGCCCGGGCUGCACAGUCUGCCUUGGCUACUGUCUUCAAUUUGCACUUGGACCAGACGCCGUCUCGCCAGCCUGUCCUCAGUGAGGGUCUUCAGUUGCAUUUGCCGCAGGUAUUGGCAGAUGCUGUCUCGCGCCUGGUCCUGGGUAAGUUCAGUGACCUGACGGACAACUUUUCCUCCCCCCACGCACGGAGGAAAGUACUCUCUGGAGUAGUAAUGACCACAGGUACAGAUGUCAAAGAUGCCAAGGUGAUAAGUGUUUCGACAGGGACGAAGUGUAUCAACGGUGAAUACAUGAGUGACCGUGGACUUGCGCUCAAUGACUGCCACGCAGAGAUAAUCUCCCGACGGUCCCUGCUCAGGUUUCUUUAUGCACAGCUCGAGCUUUAUUUAAAUAACAAAGAAGACCAGAAAAAGUCCAUAUUUCAGAAGUCAGAGCGGGGUGGGUUUCGGCUGAAGGAUACUGUGCAGUUCCACCUGUACAUCAGCACCUCACCCUGCGGAGACGCCAGAAUAUUCUCUCCCCACGAGCCCGUGCUAGAGGGUAUGACGCCAGACUCUCACCAGCUGACAGAACCGGCGGAUAGACAUCCAAAUCGCAAAGCAAGGGGACAACUACGGACAAAAAUAGAGUCGGGUGAGGGGACAAUCCCUGUGCGCUCAAAUGCCAGCAUCCAGACCUGGGACGGGGUGCUGCAGGGGGAACGGCUGCUCACCAUGUCCUGCAGUGACAAGAUAGCACGCUGGAACGUGGUGGGCAUCCAGGGGUCCCUGCUCAGCAUUUUCGUGGAACCCAUCUACUUCUCCAGCAUCAUCUUGGGCAGCCUGUACCACGGGGACCACCUCUCCAGGGCCAUGUACCAGCGGAUCUCCAACAUAGAGGACCUGCCGCCACUCUACACCCUCAACAAGCCCCUGCUUAGUGGCAUCAGCAAUGCAGAGGCACGGCAGCCAGGGAAGGCACCCAACUUCAGUGUCAACUGGACAGUGGGCGACACUGCCAUUGAGGUCAUCAAUGCCACGACAGGGAAGGACGAGCUCGGCCGCCCAUCCCGCUUAUGUAAGCACGCGCUGUACUGCCGCUGGAUGCGUGUACACGGCAAGGUUCCCCCCCACCUGCUGCGCACGAAGAUCACUAAGCCCACCACGUACCACGAGUCCAAGCUGGCAGCGAAGGAGUACCAGGCUGCCAAGGCACGCCUGUUCACCGCCUUCAUCAAGGCGGGGCUGGGCGCCUGGGUGGAGAAGCCCACCGAGCAGGACCAGUUCUCCUUCACUCCCUGAGCCAGGCGGGUGUCAAGCAGCGAGUGCGAGGCUGUGGUGCCGAAGCGACCCCCAGAGCCUUGCAUCUGAACUGGGACAGGUGUGCACCCCGGGACGGCAUGGGGAGUCUGGGGGAACCACUGGACAUGAAGCGGCACCCCAACAAGGCAGCGUGGGGAUGCGCAGGGUGCCGGGCACCUCACAUCUGAGUAGGGAUCAGGUGCACAGUGGGGGUGCAUGAGGGCACAGGGGCCCAUCACCACCCCUCGCCACACAUUUCCCCUCUUGAGCUACCCAGUGACCGCUUUAUAUCUCAGUUUACAUUAGACAUUGAGUUCUACUGAGUAGGGCUUCCUCAAGUAUAGGAAACUAGAAAUUACUUUGUGUGAGAUUCUUGAAUAAAUAAUUUAUUCAGAGCUAGGAAUGAGAUUUAUAAAAUAAGAAGUAAUUAUGUCAGGUCACUUUUAUGCCACAUUAUUUUAACUGCAAAAAAAAAAAAAAGCAUUUCUAUGUGAAAGAGCACGAGAAUAUAGAGGUAGAAAGUAGAAGAGGGCCACCACUCGCACAGCUGUGUGUGGUUCCUCUCCGUAGGUCCUUCACACUUAGGUUCUCACGGUAGGUUUAAACAGCUCUCCUGGGGUGACCCCAGCAUGAUACGGUGUGACCUUGGCACACGACUGGCCCUGCAGCUGGGAUGCUGUGUCCUACAGAGUCAUGACCUAGGCUCUGCUGCCUCAGCCGCCUCUAGAAUCUUUCAUGCUCCUGGUUAGGUUCAAAUCAUGGAAAACUCUAUUUGCUUCUAAGUCACCGAAGAUCAAAUCCGUCCGUAGCCUGUUCCGGCUGGCCAUCAUUUGGGGGUUCUAACCAUAGAGGUUUUGUGACCUAGAGGCACUCAGUGGGGCUGCUACGCACUCAGAGGACAGCCUUCCUUCUGCCCCUCCCUAGGGAUCUGGUGGGUAGGAACCAGUGACCACUCAGAAAACUUGACAGGAUGGGAAGGGGUGUAAGCAGGUACCAUCCGUGGAGCAUGCCACGUGAGGUUUUCCUUCCAGCUUUAUCAGACAUGUGUUUGAGAAAUAAAACAUUCAGGUUGAGGCUGGUGGGACAGUGUAAGCCUGGAACGCUGCAGACCAGACCUUGGUGUCUUGACAGGCAGGCCUGGGUGCUCCGGGCAUCUUGGGGCUGAACCCCAAGAUGCUGCUCAGCACCCUUCCUGCACAGGGUGGCACCCAGGGCCCUGGAGUGGGGACACCUGGACCUCCUGUGCUCAGACUCGCCCCAGGUGCCUUGUUGCUUCCACUCAGGAUUAGAGAAAGUUAGAGGGAGGAGGGGCCGCGGCUGUCAGCUCAGUGUGCCAGCCUGGUCCAGCAGGUCGCUCUGACGAGCUUCGGGGCCGUGAGCAGAGCAGGUGCAGGCUCAUCCCUCAGCACACAUCCACCACAGAUGCAUCCAGAGCUCUGACAGCGGAGUGGCUCUGAGCUGUUCACCCAGGUGCACGUGUCCUUGACACACUGAGAGAAAAACUGAAUAAGAGCAUAGCCACUGUGGGUUCCACCAGAUCCCCAGCAGACCUCAAGAGGCUGUGUGGUGUUGCCUAAGUGAGACCCACUUGUGUGUCUCCAUGUCAGGAGCCCUGUCGUGUCCUUGUGGGUGUCUCCCAUGGUUCUUGUCCUGUGGGGCUUGAUCUUCGAGGCAUGAAGGUCCUACCAGAACUCCCUAGUGACACAUGCUAUCUCAGAUCUCCUCAGAUCACAACCUGCCCCUGUGAAAGAGAGCCCUCCCAGGCAGGAUUGCGGGGCCCUGCAUGUCGUGGCAGGGCCACCUUUGGGUGAAAUGCACUGGGGCUCCUUAGAGAAACUGGCUCAUUUUAUCACAGUACCAUGCCUUCCCCAUAGGCCCCUGCACUUUCUAGAAAGAAAAAACACACAUGCUGGUGUGUUCUUACUCUUGCUUUUAAAUCGAACUUUUUCGGGUGGAGACGGGAAGAUGGAUUUAGUUUUGUUUGCUUGUUUUUAAGUACAUUUUGGUUAUAAAGUGUAGCAAAAGUCUAUCCCACAUACACUAAAAACCAUGUGUUGCAUCUGGCUUUCCAUGUCAGAUAACGAGGGUGCCCAGCCAGGAAGUGAAUGUUCCAUGUGUAGAGCAUCUGAAGCCACAGGGGCUGGUCCUGCUGAGAUGUGACCUAGGCUGGGAAAGGAGGGGAAGCCAGGAGGCACCCUGUGUGGGGGCAGCACGGGGCAUGCGCCACCUCUCCCUGCUCCCAGGAUAUGGCAGCUGGAACAGCCCAUCUGUGACCAGAGAAAAAGGAAAUAAAUACUGAUUUAAGACACUAAGCUCUCUGAGCCUCUUCCUGAAGGUCCCCAUGACGGUAGUUCAUGCCCAGGACGUAAAUGUCGCAGACUCAGCAGAAAGCUUGACACACCAAGACCCUGAUGGAAACCUCAGCAGGUAAAGAGCAGGGGUUCCUCUGUUCUGCAUACUUAGCUAAACCUGAAGUAUGAACUCCCCAAAGCAGUAUCCCUCAGGAUUAUUCGGGCCCAGCGUCAGCGGGGCUGUAGCCACACUACAGGAAGGCACUGUCUCGGGAGUCGUGGGUGGGCUGUCUUGUUUCUGCAGAGCCGAAGCUCUCCCCUUAGAUGUAGGCAGGGUGAGUGUGGUGUCCGUUAGCCCUGAUCCCUUAGUGGUGUCAGGAGGUAGCCCCUCUCCUAGCAAGGGACACCAAAGAACAACUUUGAAUCUGAAUCUGAGCCCUUCAACAUUCUGACUAUUUUGAAGUUUGGUUUUUUUUUAUAAUAAUUAAAAAUCUAUUUGUAAGUGUGCAGGCCACGGCAGUGUCCUAAGGCAUUGCUCUCUGUUUAUUUUACCCCCAGCGCCUCUUGCCUCCAGACUAUACAUGCUGCUUAGUUUUUAAACUUUAGCUUCAGACAGGUGCACCAAAGGUGGGCAGCCACCAGAGAGAGGGUCAGGGAUGUGGGGUGAACUGCGCAGCUCCCUGCGCCAAGAGUAAAUACACACAAAACUCCAGAAACAUCAGCUCUCCCAGUCAUAACUUUGCUCCAGAAAGAGGAAUAAAAAUGAGCUGAAAUUCAAACCCCUAAGUUCUCAAAAUCAGAGAACCUCUCAGAAGAUUCCUUCCUAUAGUCAGCCACAGACGACAUCUCGAGAAGGGCAGAGCAUAUGCGUUCAGUGUGUACAGCUUGUGUGUGUCCUUGUGUCUUUGCAUAUCUAUCAUGUGACAGUCUCCCCAAGGCCGAGGGGGUGGCCACCCACUCUGCAGCUGUGAACUGCUCCGCACUGGGGCUACUGGGUUCAUGAGACAUUAGGAAAUUGGAAUUGGGAAGCCUCCAACCCACCAGGGACCAAGAGGGAGUUAGUCCCAUGGUCUGACCAGUCAUGGCCGGCUCCUCAGAGCACUUUCCGUUCAGUUCCUGGGGAAAUGUUCACAUCUCUGUGGUAGUGCCUGUUACUUUGUGUUUGCUGUUUGAAUGACAAGUGCCCAGCCUCAGAAGCACUUAAUUGUAGCCACAGCAGGAGCUGAUGGUACAAAAGGAACUGAUGGGCCAUUCUUGUGAAUGGAACACAGUAGGUUAAAAGCACAGCCUGUGGAAUGUUGAUGGAAUAAGCCCCUAAAAGCUGUUAGCUUUUUCAGGCUUUGAGUUAUAUACUUUUAAUUUGAUUUUAGAGUUUGGACACUUUACAUGAAUGUAAUUCAGCCAAGAAACGUGUUGCUAAGAUACAAUCCUCAGUGUUCUCUGUAUGUAUAUUUAUGUAUAUACCACAUGUUACAGCCUGCAUGAGCUUCCUCACACCGAGCCCAGCCGGAACUGAGCAUGAGAUGCUGUCACAUGUAGACAAGGGACUGAGAUGUUCUCAAUAAAGACUAAGACGUUUCACUAUGA
Molecule: messenger RNA, 6595 nt
Organism: Mastomys coucha (southern multimammate mouse)
Lineage: Eukaryota; Metazoa; Chordata; Mammalia; Rodentia; Muridae
Gene: Adarb1
Product: adenosine deaminase RNA specific B1
Exons: 11
Coding region: 576-2717 (713 amino acids)
Biological process (GO): RNA processing; adenosine to inosine editing
Cellular component (GO): cytoplasm; nucleolus
Molecular function (GO): double-stranded RNA adenosine deaminase activity; double-stranded RNA binding; tRNA-specific adenosine deaminase activity
Source: RefSeq, a predicted model, not a curated record